AUGGUGUAACGUCUCGGGAGAUUUUUUAUAUUUUUUUAUAUUAGUUUUAAGCUAAUGUUAAGCUACAAUUUUAUAAAGCCAUUUUGAUAAUUUUGAGGUAAAUUUAAAAGUAUCUGUGAAAAAAGGAGAUAAAUUUUCAAGAUGAGGGAAAUCAUUACCAUUCAGGCUGGUGCUUGCGGUAAUCAAAUCGGCGGUAAGUUCUGGGAGGUGAUAUCCGACGAGCACGGGAUCGACCCCAGCGGAGUGUACCAUGGCGACUCCGACCUCCAACUGGAGAGAAUCAACGUGUACUAUAACGAGGGAUCUGGAGGAAAAUAUGUCCCACGCACUGUGCUGGUGGACCUGAAGCCUGCCACCAUGGACACGCUGCGUUCGGGACCCUUCGGGUGCCUUUUCAGGCCGGACAACUUCGUGUACGGACAAAACUGCGCCGCCAACAACUGGGCCAGAGGACACUACACGGAGGGAGUCGAAAUCCUUGAAUCCAUUUUGGACGUGGUUCGUAGAGAAGCAGAGGGCUGUGACCUUCUCCAAGGAUUCCAACUGACCCAAUCUCUCGGAGGAGGCACCGGUUCCGGACUUGGCACGCUUUUGUUGAACCGCAUCAGGGAAGAGUAUCCAGACCGUAUCCUUGUGACGUUUUCAGUAUUCCCAAGCACAAGAGUAUCAGACUGCGUCGUAGAGCCGUAUAAUACGACGUUGGCUGUGAAUCAACUGGUCGAAAACACUGACCACACCUUCUGCUUGGACAAUGAGGCGUUGUACGACAUCUGUUUUAGAACUCUGAAGCUCACCACGCCGACAUACGGCGAUCUAAAUCACUUGGUUUGCGCGACGAUGUCUGGCAUCACGACAUGCUUGAGGUUCCCUGGGCAGCUCAACGCAGACCUGAGGAAGCUCGCCGUCAACAUGGUGCCAUUCCCCAGACUCCAUUUCUACACACCAGGGUUCGCGCCUCUGACAUCGAGAGGGGCUCAGCAGUACAGAGCGCUCACAGUCCCAGAGUUAACACUGCAAAUGUUUGAUGCAAAGAACAUGAUGGUUGCAUGCGAUCCGAGGCACGGGAGGUACUUGACGGUAUCGACGAUAUUCAGAGGGCGAAUGUCGAUGAAAGAAGUUGAUGAGCAGAUCCAGAAUGUGCAGAAUAAAAAUAGCACAUAUUUCGUGGAGUGGAUUCCAAAUAAUUGUAAGAUUGCGGUUUGUGAUAUUCCACCACGAGGGUUGAAAAUGGCAUCGACCUUUAUGGGAAAUACCACAGCGAUCCAGGCUGUUUUCAAGAGGAUGGGUGAACAGUUCGUGGCAAUGUUCAGGCGGAAAGCAUUCCUGCACUGGUACACUGGUGAAGGUAUGGACGAGAUGGAGUUCACUGAAGCAGAGAGCAACAUGAACGACCUGGUGUCUGAGUACCAGCAGUACCAGGACGCCACGGCAGACGACGAGGGAGAGUUCGAUGAAGAGGCGGAAGAAGGAAUGGAGGAAUAGCUUUAUUGGUGUUUCAAUUGUGUAUGUCCUGUUUUGUCCCUAAAUAAAAUCUAACCUCAUAAA
Molecule: messenger RNA, 1545 nt
Organism: Plodia interpunctella (Indianmeal moth)
Lineage: Eukaryota; Metazoa; Arthropoda; Insecta; Lepidoptera; Pyralidae
Product: tubulin beta-4B chain-like
Exons: 2
Coding region: 142-1482 (446 amino acids)
Biological process (GO): mitotic cell cycle; microtubule cytoskeleton organization
Cellular component (GO): microtubule; cytoplasm
Molecular function (GO): GTPase activity; structural constituent of cytoskeleton; GTP binding
Source: RefSeq, a predicted model, not a curated record